Messenger RNA from Symbiodinium sp. CCMP2456, 618 nucleotides. NCBI's taxonomy places the organism in Eukaryota, Dinophyceae, Suessiales, Symbiodiniaceae. The record is from the annotation of a GenBank genome assembly.
AUGCCACCUCCGGAUGACAGCACUGCCCACCGGAAUUGGCCUCACUUCUGCCAGGACGACCGAAAUGAAGUCAGCUUUGAAAAGUGCUCAGCUCACUGGUGUGGACUGUUCAGCAGCUGCUGCCAUGAAUCCGUACCAGAAACCUGCAGCCGCUGCGAGCAGGUCCUGGGAUCCGUUUUUGAUUACAAUUGCCCGAAGUGCUCCAGAGCUGUUUGCGUGAAUUGCCUGGAGAAAAUGAGCGGCCAGACUUUCCGGUGCAGCUGUGGAGAUGAGCCGGAGAUGGAAAGCACGCUUUGGAUGAUCGGAGCAUUUGCUUUCCUCACCGGCGCAAAGCCUGCCGGAGCAUCGCAAGGCUACACUGCCAUGCAUUCGCGGAGCCACGCGCAUUCUGUGCCCAACCCGCUGCUGGAGCCUCCAUCGACCACGAACACUGCUGCAUUGCCACAGCACCGGACGCUUUGUCCGGCUACUAAGGAGUUGCUUCCUCCCGCUGCACCGCUGCCGGCACCGCAGUCCUUGCCGUCCCUCUUGGGCCAUCGCCGUCGUGUCUCACAGGUCGCUGACGUCUUCAAGACACAUCUGCCGGUGGAAAUGCCCUGCAGCCCGAUGUCCCGAUGA